GUCAGCGUCCCGUCGCGCAUCCUCGUUCCACGUUUACGUGCGUCGUUUCUCGUCCUGGUGCUCGCUCGCUCGUUCGCUACUAUAUAUAUACAUAUAUACAUACAUCCCCGCUCGCGUACCACCUCGCGAACGAGUUCUCCCGCAAGUGCCACGUACGGCGCAUCGUAGUACGGCGAUGUCGUCCACGGUGAAGUACACGUCGGACGAGCAGCUGAGCGAGUCCUGGGUGGAGCUGGUGCCGGACCCGCCGCUGGCCGCCCGGAUAACGCCGACGCCGUUCAGCAUCACCGGCGAACGCGAAUACCUGCGACUUCUCAGGGAAGCACAGAGGGAUUCCACACAUUCGUCCGCGAGGCAUUCCCUGGCGUCCUCGCGCCGGGACACCCCGAGGGACAGCCCGAAGAGCCCGCCGAACAGCCCGAACACGGAACUCUCGACCGAAGAUGAGCUCAAAGGAGUCUACAUAAAUUACGGUUGGAAUAAGGAGGGCGAGCUUCUGGAGAAGAACACGGACUGGAUUUACGAGUGGAGCUCUCGACCGGACCAGGCACCUCCAAAAGACUGGAAGUUUAAACACCCCUUGGGCAAUAAGAGAAAAACGUACAGCAUCCGCACCGCGAAGGUUGGCAAGAACGGAUUGUUUUCCAAGGAGGUCAUUUACACUCUAUUCUUCACAAAUCUUUUGUCUCUGCUCAUUGGAACCGGACUAGGCGUUUUGCUCACCAGGCGGGGUUUGAUGAUGUCCCGCGUCGCCAUUGAAUGAAGGACACGAUUCCGGGUGUGUCAGCAUUAGGAUUGUCACGGUUGAAUCUGCGCUGAGAGGAAGGUUAGAAACGCAAGAAAGACUGAACAAGCCGGUGGGCGAUCGAGCCUAAAAAACAGUUACACGCAGCACAUAAUUCGAUUGUCCCGAUUUAUAAUAUUAGCACUUUGUAUUAUAUAUUAGCACUUUUACCUCCCUUUCCUCCCUCCCCUCCCCCUGUACCCCCGUCUAAACCCUUUACUGUGUACGGUGUACUUCUCAGAAAUCGCGUAUGCCAGAUAUAAAUAAUACGCAUCAUAUGCUUAGGAAAAGGGAAAGCUAAAGGAAAAGGCAGAAGAGGCAGAAGAGAGGAAUCUAUCAUAUAUAAACAUAGAGUUGUUGAAAGGGACAGGAAAAUGAACGAAACAUGUCCAUUUUAUACCGUUUCUAAUGCGUUUCUAUCUGCAAUAGUUUUUAGGCAUAGCUUGAAUAGUAUUUAUCAGAAAUUAAUUAUUGUUAGAACGGAAAGAAAGGAGGCGAGAUUGAGAGCGAGAGAGGAAAUGUGUGUGUGUGUGUGUGAGAGAGAGAGAGAGAGAAUGAGAGAGGGGGGAGAGUGAGAGAGAGAGAGAGAGAGGGAGAAAAGAAAGAAAGAAAGAAAGAAUGAUUGUUUAUUGUGUGGGCGUGUGUCGGUGAGGAAAGAUUAGCUUUUAUCGAUGGAAAAGGAUUAGAAUUUAUCGAUAAGAACAGGAAAGCGCUGCACAACUCGUCUUGUUUGUUACGAGUUAUAGGAAUCUAUUGUUGCAUUGCGGAGCGAGCGAGUUUUAACGUUGUGAUUCGUUACGAUAUAAGAAAAAGGAAACGUGCGUCGUGUUCAGUAAAUUCGAAACGGAAACGCGAUUAAAUAAUAAGGCAAUGUCAACCCGAUUAUACCCCUUUUUUUUUAAUUAUCGCGCGGCGAUUGUGAUGAUCGUCAUCUCGGCAGUGUGAUCUAUAAAACGGUAAUGACAGUAGAGUUCCUACGGAAGGAAGUAACGAUGCUGACGCCCACCGUCUCGAUGCCGAUUACGGGCGAUAACCGGAAGGAGGGACCACAAGUGCGAGCGGACUUGUUUUGCGAACGUGAAAAAAUUUUUUUUUCUGUGGGGCGGCGCUUUUGUAUGACGUCUUAUUAAUCUGCGGUUUUUGUAAUUUCCUUAUAAUAAAUUCACAUACGAAUUCACACGCAAACAAAAUGUGUUUUGUCGUCUACGUCUUCGAUUUAAAACGUGACCAUCGAGUACGAUGCGUUUUCCGUACGUUAGGAAGCGAACGGUCAAAUUUAUAUAUUCCAUUUACGAACAGAUUGCAAGAAUCGAUUUUGAUAUCGAUUUUAAUAAAAAAAAUUUAUAAAAUUUUUAAAGUUUUUUUUUUUUAAUAAAGAGUAACUUCAAAAGAUGAAUCACUAUUCAUCGAAAUCUUUAAAUUUGAAGCUGAUAACUUUUUUUUCGUCGACAGAUAGACUUAAUGCUUGGUGAUUACUGGCUAUAUCUGUGACCAUAUGUUGCAGAAACGAUAUUUUUUAUCUUGCGUGUGCUUCGAGAAGACUCGAAUUCGUGUGUAAAAACGUAUUUGCGAAUGUGUGGUACGUACGCUACUUUUUUGUCCAGCGAUAGGAAUUUGACUCUUGUGAAGCGCUCUCACGCUCACGAUUUUGUACUUUACGAGGGAGAAGAUCGAGCGAUCUAGAAAUUACUAGUUUAUCAGAAAUAUGCACAAGCGACAUCGCGACAUAAUUAAUCUUUUGAGUUUCGAGUUUAGAAAUGAAUAUCAAUUGAAUGUGACAGAUAUUAAAAAGAAAAGCCGUGUUAGUGAUUUAGAUAAGCCAUAUUCGUACGUUUUAGGUAAAAUUAAAUGCACGGUAGAAACUAUGGAUGAAUCUUUCGUUAUUCGAAAAAUCAACAGCACGACCCUCCUCCCCCUCCCCUCCUCCACCUUCCCGCCGAUUUUACGUGGAUCAAUAAAUUUUCUUUCUGUAUUCUUAGUUAAGUCGCGUUAUUUAAUUUACAGUGAUGAUGUUCGACGUACUUUUUCAUAAGCAAUUAUUUUGUAAUUCUUGUAUGUAUGUCAUACGCAUAAUAAUAAUCGUAUUAUGUACGUAGUAGUGACGUUGGUGACUUCUUAUAAGCGUCGUUGGGCACUCGAUUCUUCUUUCGAUCGACAUCCUUUCGAAAAGUUUGCCGUUGCCCUUUGCUAAAACUGAAAUUUUAAUUAUGGGUGAUUUAUACGCAACGCUACGAAAAAUAAAGGGUUUUAUAAAUUCA
Messenger RNA from Wasmannia auropunctata (little fire ant), 3042 nucleotides. RefSeq names its product BCL2/adenovirus E1B 19 kDa protein-interacting protein 3 (gene BNIP3). The record is from RefSeq and is a predicted model, not a curated record. Bases 176 to 763 code for a protein of 195 amino acids. The transcript is spliced from 6 exons. Gene Ontology annotation, cellular component: mitochondrial outer membrane; mitochondrial envelope; nucleus. Lineage: Eukaryota; Metazoa; Arthropoda; Insecta; Hymenoptera; Formicidae. Gene Ontology annotation, biological process: mitochondrial outer membrane permeabilization; positive regulation of apoptotic process.